AUGUUUGUUAAAUUAGCAUUUUUAUUUCUAUUAAUAAAUAAACAAUUAUCUGUUAAUUGUUAUUCACCAUGUUCAUUAAUUUGUUUUAAUCAGACCGAAAAUGAUAUAAAAGCCCCACCUAUCUAUAUAAAUGAUACAAUAAAUGAUGCAUUUAUAUUAUUUGGAAUAAAUUGUACAAGUAAUGAUAGUCUUAUUUAUGGAAAUGUCUCCAUUGAAAUUGAUAAUAAACGUUCAAUUGAAAUAAAAACUAAUUUACCAUUAGAUUUAAUUAAAUUUAAUGAUAAAUCAAAAAAUGUAACAUUUAAUAUAACAAUUCAUGGAAAAUUACUUGGUUAUUCUCAAUUAAUAUUACAUGUUGAAUAUUUAAAUGAAGAAAAAAAAAAAUAUAAUUAUACAAAUAAUAUUUAUAUUGAUAUAGCUGUUAAAAGAAAAAUAACAAUACUUGACACUAUAUUUACAAUUGUUAUUAUUAUACUUGUUUGUAUUGGAACAUUUUUAAUCGGUUGUAGACUUAUUCCACAAAAUCUUUAUGCUAAUAUACGACAACCUACUCCUAUACUUAUUGGACUUUUAAGUCAAUUUUUAUGUUUACCUUUAUUAGCUUAUGGUUUAGCUAAAAUAGCUAAACUUGAUUCAUCAACAUCAAUUGGUUUAUUAUCAACAGGUUCAUCACCAGGUGGUGGAGCAUCAAAUAUGUAUACAGCAAUGUAUGGUGGUGAUGUGGCUUUAUCAGCUUCAAUGACAUUUGCUAGUACUAUUCUUGCUUUUGGUACAUUUCCAGUAUGGAUACUUUUAUUGGCUCGAGAAUUUAUCGAUACACAUAAUGUUUAUUUUCCAUGGGAAAAUAUGUUUAUCACACUUAUUUCUCUUGUUAUACCAGCUGCUCUUGGUUUGUUACUUCGUUCUGUAAAACCAACGAUUGCUGAUCAUUUAACAAAAUAUCUUCGUCUAUUAACAUUAUUAUUUAUAUUAUAUAUAUUAACAUUUGGAGUUUAUACAAAUGUUUAUGUAUUUAAAUUAAUUGAUUAUAAAACAAUAAUUGUAAGUGCUAUUUUACCUUAUUCCGGUUUUAUGAUUGGAUUAAUAAUGUCAUUAAUAACAAGACAAACUUGGCAACGUCUUAUUGCGAUUUUUAUUGAAAGUGGUAUGUAA
Messenger RNA from Rotaria sp. Silwood2, 1152 nucleotides. Lineage: Eukaryota; Metazoa; Rotifera; Eurotatoria; Philodinida; Philodinidae. The record is from the annotation of a GenBank genome assembly.